Exaiptasia diaphana is the source of this 2429-nucleotide messenger RNA. Its product is annotated as pseudouridine-metabolizing bifunctional protein C1861.05. Gene Ontology annotation, molecular function: kinase activity; pseudouridylate synthase activity. The coding region runs from base 122 to 2368 and encodes 748 amino acids. The record is from RefSeq and is a predicted model, not a curated record. The transcript is spliced from 18 exons. NCBI's taxonomy places the organism in Eukaryota, Metazoa, Cnidaria, Anthozoa, Actiniaria, Aiptasiidae.
CGUGACCUGCAUGAGGUUCGAAAGCAGAAAAAUGGAUUUUGAGUUGAUUUUUAUGAAAUUAUGAUUUUUAGCGAAAUAUAAAUGAAGAGUUAUAUAUAGGUCAUCACUUUUCAGUCUUCUGAUGCAUAUCAAGAAGCUGUACAACAUUGUUCCAUAUUCAAGACAUGUUCUUAUGCAGUGCCGAAKCUUUAGURCUCUUGAGCACAGUCCUCUUGGUACUGGGCCAGUACACCAAAAACACAAACAGAAUAGUUCAUUGUUGCAAAUUGCCSCAGAGGUUGCAGAUGCAGUUGCAACUAAUAAACCAGUAGUUGCUUUAGAGUCAACMAUAGUGACUCAUGGUAUGCCAUACCCACAAAACCUCAGUGUUGCCAAGAAAGUGUCAAAGAUCAUUCGAGAGAAUGGUGCAAUUCCAGCAACAGUUGCUGUCCUUGAUGGCUGUGUCCAUGUUGGUAUUUCAGAUAGGGAACUAGAAGGUCUAGCGCAUCCUGACAGCCUCUCCAUCAAAACGUCAAGACGAGAUCUACCAUAUAUUCUAAGUCAGGGAUUGUCUGGUGGAACUACAGUGUCUGCUACCAUGAUUGCAGCAAAUAAAGCUGGCAUCAAGGUUUUUGUUACUGGUGGAAUUGGAGGAGUUCACAGAGAAGCACAAACAACAUUUGAUAUCAGUGCUGAUUUGACUGAACUAGGCAAGACACCUGUAGCAGUAGUAUGUGCAGGAGUAAAAUCUAUCCUUGAUAUUGGACUGACCUUGGAAUAUCUGGAAACACAAGGAGUAACUGUUGCAACAUAUGGUCCAAGCAAUGAUUUYCCAGCAUUCUUUACAGCUAAAAGUGGUUAUAAGUCUUGCUGCUCAGUGAAGAAUCCUUUGGAAGCAGCCAAACUUAUUGACAGUAGUUUAUCACUUGGGCUACAGAAUGGCAUGGUGAUUGCUGUUCCUGUACCUGAUACUGAAGCACUGUUAGGAUCUAGCAUUGAAAGAACUAUUCAACAAGCCUUAGAAGAUGCAAGGUCAUCCAAUGUUCUUGGAAAAGAGGUGACCCCAUAUGUCCUUAAAAGAGUUAAUGAACUUACAGAUGGAAAGUCUCUGGAAGCUAACAUUCUUUUGAUUAAGCAUAAUGCUAGAAUAGGAAGUCAAAUUGCAGUAGAGCUGGCUAAAAUACAUGAAAAAAGAAAAAAGAAAAUACAGCAAGAAAGCCUAAAUAAAAGUGUAUCAUUCAAGGAAGAUGAAAAAUCUCUAUCAAAGAAAAAAACCUCUACUGGGCGACCCGUUGUCAUUGGUGGAUCAAAUGUAGAUUUUGUUGCUACAGCAGAAACUAUUAUUCCUGAGGCUUCGAAUCCUGGAAAGGUGCAGAUCAGUUUUGGUGGAGUUGGCAGAAAUAUAGCAGAGGCUCUAUCUCGUCUUGGAAAGAAGCCAAUAUUUAUUUCUGCUGUUGGUGGGGAUGCACUGGGAGCAAUGAUGUUAAAACAUUGUCAAGAAUCCAAUAUGGCAACAGGAGGAAUUCAUACUUUCAAUACUUGUCACACRGCCACAUAUUCAGCUGUACUGAGUAAUUCGGGUGAUUUCAAUGUGGCAGUUGGUGAUAUGGACAUACAUCACAAAAUCACUCCCCAAAUAAUUUCAGGUUUUGAGGAAUCUAUUAAAAAUGCGCCAUUGGUUGUUUUUGAUGGAAACCUUAGUAAAGAAACAAUGGAAAAAGUUAUCCUUCUUUGUUCCCACCAUGGUGUGCCAGUCUGGUUUGAACCAACAUGUAUGAUGAAGGCUGGUCUGCCUUUCCAAACAGAUACCUGGCAAGAUAUCACAUACGCUUCGCCAAACAUGAAUGAACUUCGUACAAUGAGUGACACUGUUGUACAAUUUCAUCACCUACCACGACAUCCGCGGGUUGAUAACUGGAAACYACGGGAAACAUCCAUCGAUAAUAUCAUUGAUGAGUGUAUUCUAUUUUCUCAACCUCUCUUGACUCGUAUUCAUUGUUUGAUUAUUACACUUGGCAAACAUGGCGUUCUUGUCUGUCGUAACACAAACGCUGACCAUCCCUUCCCAACAUCUCGGAAUUCACAUCUGCCAAGCAAACAUAAUCACUUGGUGUCAGCCGUUCACUACCCAGCUCCUAAAGUAGACGAUGUUAUCAAUGUUACUGGUGCAGGAGAUAGCCUUGCUGCUGCCAUGGUAAUGUCAAUCAUUAAAGACCACGCCCCAGAAUUGUGCAUCAAAUUUGGUUUGAUGAUGGCCGUGCAUUCCUUGCGAUCACGUGAUACUAUAKCUCAAUCUAUGACGGCACAGGAUUCAACUCAAGCAGCAACCCUAGGAGAUUUUUAUGGAAAAUUGAACCCAAGACUAAUCGAUGUGUCUCAUCUACGAUAGCAAUAAAUAUGUUAUGAGGUUAAUUAUGAAUAAAUAAACUCGGCGAUACGGGGAGUUAUUA